AUGGAUGUUGUGUCUAUGGUAAAGCAGGGGGGCGUGACACCUGGAACCGUGGACAUUGUCAAGCCUAACUUCACAGGAAAUCAUUGGGACUCCUACUUUCUACGAGUACCAACCCUUGAUCUGAACCCCGUGCACCAUAGUUUUGACCGAAAUGCAAACAGCCUCGUGGGCGCUUUGAGGUCAUUGUCCGUCCAUGAAGCCCAUCAACUGACAGGGGGAGAUCCGCCAUCUAAUGACGACCUUGGGCCCGAUUAUGGUAGUCUUCUCGAGAUAGCGCAACAAGAGAUGAUUCGCAUAGCCACUGUCUCUUUGAGGUUAUUCAAUAAAGCUAUAGUUGAUGCAGAGAGCGCUGUCGCCGCACACAAUCGAAAGCGUAGGAAUAUUCGUGCGGAGCGGAACCAGAAAACACUGCGUGACUUCAAGAUAGACAUCUUAGAAUUACCUGUGAAUGAAGAACACACCCUGGCCAAAGUCAUUGAUACUUACUAUGCGAACCGCGAUACACCCGAGCUAGUGCCCUAUCAAGAUCCUCUUUAUGACUGUUCCAUGGAUGUCGAUGACGUUAGCGAUAACAAUGACGAUGUCGAUAACGCUGGUAAUGCCGAUAAUGAUGCCGAUGAUGAUCUGGAUGGGCUUUACAGUUAA
This is a messenger RNA of Truncatella angustata, 645 nucleotides long. RefSeq lists its product as uncharacterized. The coding region runs from base 1 to 645 and encodes 214 amino acids. The record is from RefSeq and is a predicted model, not a curated record. The transcript has a single exon. NCBI's taxonomy places the organism in Eukaryota, Fungi, Ascomycota, Sordariomycetes, Amphisphaeriales, Sporocadaceae.